AGUUAUUUAGUAAAUCCUCAGUGACUUAAUUGUAAGUCACAACUUCCAAUAAACCAUGUGACAAAAUUCAUGAAAAUAGAGCCCUCUUUUGCAACUUUAAUUCAAAAUUUCUCAAAAUUGUGACGUGACGGAGGAAUAUUGGAAUUCAGCAUCCAAAAACUAUAAGAACCGACUAGUCUCGUUAUGGUUAAUUUUUUUUUGUCGAACAGUGUUAUAUAUCAUUAAACUAAUAAACGGCCCGAAAACUGUUUAAAAAUAUACGCGAUCUGCAAAUUGAUUCCUCGAGCGGAGACACGAGAAUAAGAACGCAACGGUAAUAAAAUGGGAUGAGAAAAUCGGGUGAGGGAGAGAGAUACUGAGAAAUAAGGGAAAUAGGAGGAAGAAACGAGCGAUCGGGACGACACUUUGAUCCAUGGAGAAUGAAAACGCGAAGUGCGAAUCCGAAAGAAAGAAAUCCACUCUUACGAGUUGCAAAAAUCCGCUCUGCCGUCGAAAAAAGCGCGAACAAGGAGAAACCGCGCGACACUCGUAAGUGGAGUCCCAGCGACUCCAAUAAGAAGCAAAGGAAACGGGGAAAAAUCCAAUUGAGGGUAGCCGCGACCUGGAGGAGAUCGAGAGGGCGAAAAAAAAUGAGGAGGAAGAAUCGGAGGAGCAUGACAAGCUUCGUUUAAAGGAAAAUUGUCGCGAAUAGCUGAGAGAAAUGCGAAGAUGAAUAACAUGAAGGAGGCGAGAAAAAUGUUUAGGGAAAAGAAUGGCUGACGGAAGCUCGGUCCGAGCAAAAAGGCGCGAACGAGAUUGGCGAAACACUUGGAAACACCUAAAUGCGAGUGUAGAGAGAAUCGGGGAGCGCCAUCGGGAGGAUAUAAGAGGCCGAAAGAGGGAUGAGUAGGAAGAAGGUGGAAAACCGGGGGUGAUGAGCGCGACAGGGAGAGAAAUCGAGUAGGCACCCGGAGAGGAAUCGAAGAAGAGACGCCACGUUAGUGGUAUGUCGCGGUAGAAGAAGGGGUGGCCGUACGUUGAGGGAGGUACCGGGGGUUGAAGUGACGUCACAACCGGGUCGAUACUCACUCAUACUACUCACCGCGGCGACACGGUAACCUCCCGGCGAUGGCGCACGCGCGCCUUUUACCCUUCUCACCGAGACUCGUACUCCGUUCCUGAACGCGCCGCUUCCCGCCAUAUUAGCCACCAUGGGGUAGGCGAGAAUGUGCGACAGGGGUGGCUCGGGGUGCUUCUUCUUCCGAAAGGAGGGCCGGGGGGAAGUGACAGACAUAAGCGCAAGUCCUGGGAGGCAGGCACCUGCCAACCAGUUGCGCCCCAAGGAACCACCCCCCAUGGUCAUUCAAGGAGAUUUCAGGAAGGUGAGCGGGAUCAGUACAGAGAUCUUCAAGCAGAUCGAGACUGUCGAAAACGAUCAUGAUGCUUCGACAGCGGCGGCCCUCGAAGCUGUCGAGCGGAGAGGCGAGAUGGUCGUGCGUGUCAUUGAGCCUCGGCAAAUGGGUAGACAGGCUUCCGAGGCGGCGAAAAAAUUUAUCGCCAUGCAGGAUCCCAAGCACCCUAUCCACUUUGUCGAGAUAAUCAAACGACCAGGACAGACUCUCGGUCUCUACAUACGCGAGGGCAAUGGCGUCGACAGGAACGACGGAGUUUUUAUUUCCAGGAUAGCUCUGGAGACCGCCGUCUACAAUAGCGGCUGCUUGAAGGUGGGCGAUGAGAUUCUGGCGGUGAACCUGGUCGACGUGACGCACAUGAGUCUGGACGACGUCGUCAUCAUCAUGUCGAUACCCAGGCGACUCGUCCUGGCCACGAGACACGGUCCACAUCAACCGGUUUCGCAUGUUCGCCAGUCCGAGCACAAGGCGCCACCCGUGGUAGUCAUCAAGAGGGAAUUGAACGAGGACGAGAAUGACCACGUGACGAGUAACCAUGUCAGAGAUGGCAGUAGCCGAAGACGAGGCGACGGACGCGAAAUGUUGCCGUCGCGAUCUCGACUCGGUCUCACGGGUUUGGGAUCAAGCCAGGACCUCGGCUCGAGCAACGGUGAUCUCUACUAUAAUUCACGGCCGGAGGGUCACUGGUCCUAUCAGCCGCCACCGCCGCCGGUUAUCACGCACCAGCCGAAACCUUCGUCGACGCAACACUUUCAACCGUACGAGCGCGGUUAUCCGAAAACGUUGGAGAGCUUAGCCGAGAAAGAUUUUACAAAGGUACACCCCUUCUACACGGGGCCCAUGAUGCCCUCAUCGAAUGGCCGACGUAUGUCGACGGGCGGCGGAAUGCAAUCAGUCGGCGGCAGACUGUCGGGUCAAACCGCGCAGUCGAGCCAUUACGGCUACAGCCAGCACACCGGAAGCGGAAGGAUCAUGCCGAGGAGCGGUUCCGACCAGCAUCUACCCCGAGUCGAUUACACGAGUAUCACGACGCCGGCGCGACAUACCCUUCUUAGAUCCAGUUUGAAAUCAGGUACAUCAGCGUUGCGUUACAACACGAGGUAUGGACAGACUGACAUAACGUCUGCCGCGCAGAGACAAGGACAAUUUGGCACCUUGACGAGGCGACACCGACCUUCGUUGGAUUAUGCCUCCGACACCGAGGCUACGUGCUCCAGCUCGCCGAAAUCAGCGUAUUACUAUUAUAGGCACAACAUGAACAAUCCGCCUCAAAGUAGCGUCGUAUCGCAUUUAGCUACUCUUUCGAGGUCACAAAUCGGUCAGAGUUCCUCAGGUUUAAGGUCAAACUCGUUACCACGAAGUGGUCGGACGUUGCCUCAGCAACCCGGUCUCAGAUCGGGCCUCAGCACGGUCGCAUCCGGACUGAUCGAUCAAGAGGAUAGCGACGGCGCUCUGUCAGCGCCGGAAUUGCCUUCCAUCAGGCGUGACAGAGGAAGGAUACCAUCCUCGCCGAGUGUAUUCACAUCGGAUGAGUAUCGCGCCUGGCUAAGUCGCACCCCGAGCACCAGCGCCCUGUACGAGCAGAUCAGGGCGACCACAAGUAGACCACCUCGUUACACAUACAGCGCCGAGAAUAUUCACGCAGCCGUCAAUCAGGGUGAUUAUGGCACUUAUGGGACGUACAGGCCGCUUUCGAGCACGCUCGAUCGCCUGUCGACGAGAUCGGCGUCGGCCCAACAGGUCAAUCUCGCGAAUCUCAGAGCAUCGACGGCGAUCAGCUCGUCGUGUCAUCGCGGUACAACGAAUCCAAGGCCAGCCUCGGUGGCGUCGAGCGCGCGCUCGUCGCUCGUGGGCCAGAAACCGUCGUUAACGAGCUCCGUGAGCCAACGCGCGACGUCAGUCAGGAGAAUUAGAAAUCUGUUGGACCUUGAAUCCACGAGGAGCAUACCUACCCCAACGCCUACCAGAACUCAGGGUCAAAUACUGCUAGAUAUUAAUCCUGCAGAGUUCCUCAAGUAUAAGAUAGAGAAGCCGCCGACUGUGGGCACUCCGAGCUCAACGAGCUCCCUUUUGAGUUCACUCGGGGAGACGACCGGUGGCGAUUUCGCGAGCGGAGUCAGCGGAUUAUUAUCGGUCCAUCUAUUAGCAGGACGAGGACUUCGAACGACUACGACCUCAUCGGCUGCCACUACACCUUCCACUCCUUCCGGUCAGCCGAACUUAGCUAGCUGUGGCUUGAGGGACUUGUACUGCGUACUGGAAUGCGAUAGGGUACACAAAGCACGAACAGUAGUGCGAACCGGCGAUUUAAUGUUCGACUGGGACGAGACCUUCGAGCUGGAUCUCGUAGGCAAUAGGCAGCUGGAUCUGCUCGUUUACUCUUGGGACCCACAGUACAGGCAUAAACUCUGUUACAAGGGAUCGGUGCAUUUAGCGAGUCUGCUGAAGGAGUCGCCGGAGCAUCAGCUGGCUGUCAAAGUUGAACCGCGCGGCACAAUCUACUUGAAAUUGCGAUACACCGACGCUCAACAAACUUUCCGUCGAAGAGGUCUACCAGUCAUAUCUUUAGCUACGAGAGUCGCGCCUCUUUUCGGAGUUGAUCUGGAUACAGUAGUAAGUCGAGAAACUAAGACUGGCGGAGUUCCCGGUGGAGUUUCCACGGCUUUGGCGAUGGGAGUCCCGAACAUUCCGAUUAUCGUGUGGCGUUGUGUCGAGGAGGUGGAGAGAAGAGGGCUCGAUAUCAUCGGUUUAUACAGACUCUGCGGUUCGGCGACCAAGAAGAGGAUACUUAGGGAAGCUUUCGAAAGGAACGCACGCUCCGUGAAUCUGUCGCCCGACAACGUGCCGGAUAUCAAUGUCAUCACUGGCGUUCUGAAGGAUUAUUUACGAGAACUUCCGGAACCUCUCUUCACGAAGUGCCUCUACCAAAUGAUGGUCGAUGCACUGGCCGUCUGUUUGCCGGACGACCCGCAGGGCAACGCUAAGCUUAUGUUCAGUAUACUAGAUUGUCUGCCUAAGGUCAAUAGGUGCACGUUGAUUUACUUGCUGGAUCAUCUGGCGAUGGUGGUAUCGCAGUGCAAUAAAAUGUCACCAGCAAGUCUCGCCGUUUGCUUCGGCCCGGUGUUAAUGUUGCAUUCGGACGAAAGCGGACCCCCGCUCGAUUUCCAACAACCGAUAGCCGUACUGAAAUAUUUGCUGGAGAUUUGGCCGGUCAAGUCAGUUCGGAAGACUUCUUCAGUCGGUUCAACACUUCCUCGAGUUAUGCCAGCAGUCGAGCGCAGCAGCAGUCAGCAGCAUCUGCAACAGGCGCAGCAGUUGGUGCAGCAACAGUUGCAGGCGCAACUACAGGGAACAUUGGGACGCACAGGGCUGCCUUGGCAGCAGCCACCCUCGCUUCAUCAUCAACCCCAAACUACGGCAGCCGCAGUCCUCGGACCCUCCAUUCGUCCUCCACCACCGGUCAAGCCUCGACAGGUGAUAGUCUCGUCUCCCGGUUCACCUAGCAGCGAGGAGUCCGAGGCCUCGCCGGAGCCGAUUAACAAGAGCCUGCUGGGGAAUUUAGGAUACGAGAAGAGCGACGAGACGACGACGACGACGACGACGACGACGUCGAGCGCGUCGGCCGGGAUCAGCGUCGGCGUCGGCGCCGGUGCUGGCGUCGAGCAAAUCACACCGACGAGCAGCGUCGACACCGAAGAGGGCAAUCCUCACCAUCCCGAAGAGGGCGAAAAAGGCGUCGAGGGCGACGUCGAGGCGAGCGACGACGAUCGGCACCAGCACAUACCGAAAACGCAUUAAUAAUCGAGCGAUGAAACGCAGUGAGUAACGAAGAAGAAGCUGCUUCGUGCUCUCCUUUUACGUACUAUUGCUUCGGCCAUCGAAGCCGGACGUACGAGUCGAUCUAAAAUUCAAAACGGAAUUAUUACACGAAUUAGAUUAAUUUCACGAGCAAGAUUCGUCCUGUAAAUGUUCUCGGAUUAAUCGCUUAGUUGUAUAUAUAUAGAUGGAAAACAUGUCAAAUGUCAUCUCGAUCUGUGUUGCACGGUGCUAUACUAAAUACUCGAGUGUUGAUUCGUAAGAAUCCUUGUUGCACGUUUAGAUCGAGAGCUAUCGCGCUAUUUAUUGAUUUUAGUCAAUUGUGUUGGGGGUAUGGUUGCUUGCGAGAAGGAUUUGUUAAAGUUAAACGAAAAGGGAACAAAAAAGAAGAAGCAGAAGUAACCUCGUUUAAUCGGUUUAUGCUAUAGCGAAAUUAAAACUAAUGAUUAAAUUUGUCUUGUUUUUAAUCGAAAUUGAGUUGCGUAAAGAGAUGAUAAAAAGUACGAAGAUUUAUAUUGUUAAAAAUAUAUAUGAAACGCGCGAUAACGCAUUACUGGGAACGAAGCUAUCGAGGUGCUACGACUGUUACCUACUGUUAGACACAGAUAUUCGUUCUGCCAGAGGCAACAAUAGCCCGAUGAAUAAUAAUGCUAAAACAAGUUCCGUAACUAGUUGAGGAGGGUAUAUUUUAGAAAGCGGCUGCUGGGAAAGCAAUUUCAACAACCGAACACGUUUCAGUCCUCCACACAUUAUGCAAAUUUCUUCGAAUAAUGGCUUUCCGAGUCAUGAUCUCUCAAAGCAGAUGGAGAUGGAUUGCAAAUAAAUGCAUCGCAUUGCUCUUUUCCGGGAGAUUACAUAAAGAUGAGGAAGAAAGGAAGGAAGAAAAGUGACAGGGACGAGGUUAUGUCCCUCCGCGAUCGUCAUCGUCGGCAUCUCACCAUCAUCUCAACAUAGACACACAAAAUGAUACACAACACACAGCUGACUUAAGCGAGCAAACCGGUCAACGAGGAUGCGCACGUGGCAUACAUAUAAUAAUCAGUUUAUAUGCGAAAUAUAUACUAUAUAUAUAUAAAUAUACAUAUAUAUAUAUACAUAUUAUAUAUACAUACGUAGACUAGUCACGAUAUUACGUGUGCUUUUGAUAAAAAACUAUUACUUGUAGCGUUAACUAGCUCUCGUAUACAGAAACAAAAGGAUAAACAUGAACAAAUCGACAAACAAACAAAAUAAACAAACAACUAAACUAGACGAUAUACAUAAUAUACAUAUAUAUAUAAAGAUGUUAUAUAUAUACGUUGAAGAGUGCGAGGAAGACACACACGACUGUGUUUCAACAUGUCGACAAUAGAACGCAUAGGGAUCGUUUUGGACAUGUUUGCAUUCAAGGGUAUAUAUAUCGGAUAAUCAACUGGCUAUUGUAUAUCGAUAUCGUGUCGAUUGAUUGUCCGAGAUUAGAUCGAAAACGUAGAAGCAGGAGAAAGAAUGGGUUAUCGCGAGAGAAACUGACCGAAAAUGAUAAUAAUUACGAGUAAACAAAGAAAAAAUGCUACGAUUAAUUAACUAUACUUUUAAAAAGAAAACGUAAAAAAUAGCCAGUAUUAUUAUACGUCUAAAGCCGUAAAAUGAUGAUCGCGCGAAAGAAAAAGUGCGAAUGAAAGAAUGAAAGGGAGAGCAAGAGCGGAGAGAUGUGCGAAUAGUUCUAACAUUUAACAAAAAAUAUAACAAACGAUUUUAAAGAAGACGAGACAAACGGAUGAUUAAAUCGUAGACAUGCAAAUGUCGUUCUUGUCAUAGUAUAGACAUUAAUAGUAGCGACACUCCGUAAUUAUUUUGGAGUCUGAUUUUCAUUGCGCAUGUCAUAGCCGCCAUGUUGUUAGCCGAAACAUAUGCACAGUGACAUAACCUACUCGGACGCAUAUGUUUUGUAUUGUGACAAGUUAGAUGAUGAGUUGAGCACGCGAACCCACUAACUUUUUACAAAAAAUUUAUUAUAUAACGAGUAAAAUGAGUGCGAGGGCGUAUAUUGUGCUGCCACAAAUUGUCCGAAUCGCGGGAAGAACGCCACCAUUUUAGUCUAACAAUAUGGCGGUUGGUCUCAAGGUCAAAAAUUGAGUACAUGAAGAUCAAAGGUACCGCUAUGUACUGUCGCUACUAUUAAAUGUCUAUACUAUGCCCUUGUUGAGAACAAUCGGGCGACGAUAUGAGAGAUUCGCACUACGAAUUCGGGACGAAGCCACGAGCGGAUCGCGAUCCGCCUGUCAUCGCCAUAAUUAAUUAAUUCAUCACCGUCGCCGUCAUUAAAACCGUCGUUCGAUCUCGCGGUUACUCGUGGUUUGGUUCGCAAACAUAAAAAAAAAAAA
This is a messenger RNA of Nylanderia fulva, 7570 nucleotides long. NCBI's taxonomy places the organism in Eukaryota, Metazoa, Arthropoda, Insecta, Hymenoptera, Formicidae. The record is from RefSeq and is a predicted model, not a curated record.